Meira miltonrushii is the source of this 1110-nucleotide messenger RNA. Its product is annotated as F1 complex, OSCP/delta subunit of ATPase. The coding region runs from base 227 to 877 and encodes 216 amino acids. The record is from RefSeq and is a predicted model, not a curated record. Gene Ontology annotation, molecular function: proton-transporting ATP synthase activity, rotational mechanism. Lineage: Eukaryota; Fungi; Basidiomycota; Exobasidiomycetes; Exobasidiales; Brachybasidiaceae. The transcript is spliced from 2 exons. Gene Ontology annotation, biological process: proton motive force-driven mitochondrial ATP synthesis.
GUCAAACACGUGGCGUGUAAUCAGUCAAGGUCCACUUUUAGUCGGUCGCAUUCGGGCUCCCGGCUGAUACGCCUGUGCGCGCGCGAGAAGAAUACAAGCAUAUAGGCGGGCGGGCGUAUGAAUGAAUGGAAAGCGCCCAUGAACGACGGUACAGCUAAACACAUUGGAGAGUGAUCGCAAUCUGCAAUCCCAUCAUCCAUCUUUGAUCACCUAGACAUACUGCACGAUGGCUACACGUUUCACUCCUCGUCUGUUGCAACAGACCACUCGUGGUUAUGCCACACAAGCCGCCAUCAGACCACCAAUCGCAUUACACGGUUUGGCCGGUAAAUACGCAUCAAGUGCAUUCGUUGCAGCAGCACAAAAAGAUGCAAAAUCUUUGGAAAAGUUGGAAGCCGAUUUGAAACAGAUCAAAUCUCUUAUGGGCUCUUCAGGUGCAGAAUCGAAAAAGAUUAAAGAAUUCAUCGAAAAUCCAACACUUUCUUCCGCUGAAAAGAACAAAGGUUUAAAUCAACUUUUGGGCGGUAAAGAAGGUGAAAUUACCCGUAACUUGUUCCGAGCUAUGGCCGAACAUGGUCGUUUGGGAGAAACUGAACGUGUUAUCGAAGGUUUCUUGCAAUUGAUGGGCGCUCAUCGUGGAGAGGUUGAAGUGGUUGUUACAAGUGCAACUGCAUUGGACAAACAAACUGCAUCUCGUUUGGAAUCCGCCAUCAAACAAUCUCAAUAUGCCAGCAAAGGAAAGAGCGUUAAAAUCACACAAAAGGUCAACCCAACCAUUCAAGGUGGUUUGGUCGUCGAUUUCGGAGACCGUUCAGUGGAUUUGAGCGUUAGCAGCCGUGUUAACAGACUCAACACUUUGUUGCAACAAGGUGUUUAAAUUGUGGGAUACGCAUAUGAUACUCGACUAAACAUCAAUCAAUAAAGCAUAAACUAGAUUUCCAAGCAGCGUGAGUUGGGUAAUAAAGAUAUGCCAUUGUUACUGGAUUGUGGAGAAAAGAGUGUGAUAGUGUGCUGUUGGUAAUGAGGGAGAUAAAAAUGAUGAAUGUGUGCUAUAAAACAGAUGAUGGAUACAACUAAAAAAACAAGCAAGCAAAAGAGAAAAGGACUACG